AUGCCAAACUACAUCGUCACAGAGCCAUCCCCCUCCACCAACGCCUACGUCCGCUCCGGCCGCGGUGGUUACGGCAACAUCAGAAGGGCCAAGGACUCGUCGCACAAGCCCUCAACCACCUCCCACACCGUCACCUCUGCCACGGCCCCCUCGCGGCGCUUCUUCAGCGGCAUCGGCGGAGCUGGCAACGCCCACGAGGCGAGCGAGCACCCUCCCAUCUCCCUCGACGAGGAGUACGACCGCAUCGCCGCCCGUGACCACCUCUCUGCUGGCCACGUGGGCAUCGGCGGUGCUGGAAACGUCUAUCAUCGCAAGGAUAGCGAUGCUGCUUCCGAUGACACCACCGCCAGCGACGACUCGUCUCUGAGCUCCAAGGCCAAGUUGUGGGCCCGUGUCAGCAGCACCUUUAGCAGAGACUGA
Messenger RNA from Fusarium keratoplasticum, 420 nucleotides. RefSeq lists its product as uncharacterized. The transcript has a single exon. The record is from RefSeq and is a predicted model, not a curated record. Bases 1 to 420 code for a protein of 139 amino acids. Lineage: Eukaryota; Fungi; Ascomycota; Sordariomycetes; Hypocreales; Nectriaceae.